AUGACAGGAAGAGGCUUCCUCGUCCCCGACAACUAUGUCGACGAUCUUCCCAAUGAGACUGACAUGAACAUCGCCUCCAUCGCCUGGGGCUUGUCGCUGGGCAUCACGCUCUUUAACAUCGCAAAGGCGAUUCGACAGACGAGAUCUGCGUGGAAUCGAAGGAAGAGGGUCACCAGUUACAUUGCGUUGGUUUGGGCCGAGAUCAUCUCGAGUUUUAUCUUGGGUGUUAUGUGUUGGUUUUAUCUUCGGGGUGAUAUUGAGCCGAGCAUGCAGUUUUUCUUCUUCAUCAUCGUCUGGUGGUCAACGCAAGUCCAGUGUCUUAUCCAAAUCAUCAUCAACCGAGUUUCGCUAUUGAUGGUUGUUCGAUCCAACGGUACCAAGCUUAAAUGGCUCUGCUUCCUUAUCCUUCUGGCUAUCAACAUCAGCGUGUUCUGCAUCUGGGUCCCCGCUCGAUUGCAGAUUAGCGAGGGCUAUAUCCACCUGAACAACAUCUGGGAUCGAUGCGAGAAGGUCAUUUUCGGUAUUAUGGAUGCUGCUCUGAACUUCUACUUCAUCUAUGUCGUCAAGCAGCGACUUGUUGCCAACGGUCUACAUAAGUAUACCCGUCUGUAUCAGAUGAACAUAUUUUUGUGUGCUAUCUCCAUCGCUUUGGAUGUACUCCUCAUCUGCAUGAUGUCUCUGCCCAACGGCUUUGUUUACAUUCAGUUCCAUCCCCUUGUCUACCUUCUCAAGCUUCACAUCGAGAUGAACAUGGCCGAUCUGAUUGGCAAGGUCGUCCGCGCCGGUAACAACGAUCAACGCGGCGGCCACGACUAUUCCUCACGAUCGCGAACGACAGGAACAUCGCGGCCUCACGGCACACGAUUUGGUCAGACUCUGGCCAGCGCGCAUCACCGAACACAUAUUGAGCUCGGCGAGGAGGAUGAGUAUGAGCUCAAGGAGCGUGAGAAGAUUGAGGGUAUCAAGAAGACUGUCGUCACGCAGAUUGUGCAUCAGAAUCAACAGCAGGAUGAUGAUAGUGAAUCUACUGCCGAGGAGCAUAACGAUCGUGCUGUUAGCGAGGCCAGCUCGACUAAGCAUUUGCAUCAGCGGAAUCAUAGCGGUGUUUAG
Fusarium subglutinans is the source of this 1110-nucleotide messenger RNA. RefSeq lists its product as uncharacterized. The coding region runs from base 1 to 1110 and encodes 369 amino acids. The record is from RefSeq and is a predicted model, not a curated record. Lineage: Eukaryota; Fungi; Ascomycota; Sordariomycetes; Hypocreales; Nectriaceae. The transcript has 3 exons.